CUUCCCAGGAGCAACACGCCCUGCAGACAUCACUCUCUUUGCGUUUUCAGCACCGACAAGCACCAGCGACAGUGGCAUAGCAAAAACCAACUUCGACCGCACUCACAGGCUGGCAUGGACAAUGCCUUGUUUCCGGACUCACUGAUGCUUCGGCGGAUCAUCAACCGCCAUACUAAAGACGCGCUCAUCGACACGGCUCUGCGCUGGAUCAACCUAUAUCCCAUCACUCGGAUCGGUGGAGAGCAUUCAGACGAGGACGACAACGACAAUGAAGAUGAAUACACUGGCCCAUUGCUUGACAGCGAAGACAGGAAAGCCUGUGUAUGGAGUAUGUCCCUCGAUGAAUACAAAAGACACGUCGCGACGCGGUAUGAAAACAUGCGGGAUAGCAGCACUAAGAAGACAAUUGUCGACAGGAUAUUGGGCGCCGAUUGGAACACAGGGCUGAGUUCGCGACAGAUCGCAGACUUGGAUCUAGCAUACUACUCUCAGCAUGCAAGCCUCAAGAACUGGAAAGCUCUCAAGCUAGACUAUGGAAAUCAAAGCGCAUCCAUCAAAGCUCAUGUUGAUCCGGCAAAGAUCGAACGAGCUUUCUCGCAUUACUUAGGCCCCUACUUCAAGCACCAUGUACAGAUUAUGCAGGAGAAAGAGAUGGUGUGGAUCAGGAUAAGCAUUCAUGACGGGCUGGCUCCCAAUGGGCUUCCUGCACCAACAACCAUCGUCUACUUUAUCUGGUUCAUCAACUCAGAAUAUCUCUUAGGCGUGACAAUCAAGGUAGAGUGGAGGGAAUUCAUCAUGGAGGCAUUACUGCGUCUAUUCAAGGCAAGCGAAAUUGACGAGUGGCCAUUAACGGGAAAGUCACCAACUUCAUUGGCAGAGCUAUUGCUUUAUAAGGAUUCGCAGGGACCGCAUAGUCGAUAUAGACUGAACCAAGUCGACGAGAAUCCGCUUUCAGGCAGCAUUAAGAAGCGGAAACUUGAAGAUCCGUUCGACAAAUAUACAAAGGGUCGGCGGGACAUUCGAGCUGAGGACAUGGACAAGAUCGCUACCAGAGAUCGGUUUGUUGCAGCAGACUUUGGACCCAACGCGCAGCCUAGUCUUCAGAGGGUCGACAUCCAGCUCAACGUGCCAUACACAACGGAAGCCAAGAACUUCAGCUUAGGUCGAAUGACGAGGCAGCCUUUCCCGAUUAAGGUGAUCAUUGAGGGCUCGAAUGUGAUUGAGGGGAUCAAAAGUCUGAUACCCCUUGGUGUGGCCAAGAACCCGAUGCCAAAGUUCCUGACAGAGCUGCACUCAAUGGCUACAAACACCAUCAUAGUUGAUCUAGACGAGGAGAAUGACAACAAGCAAUGUAUUACAACUGGCUGAAUGAAUAAAGACAGCAGAC
This is a messenger RNA of Gamsiella multidivaricata, 1387 nucleotides long. Its product is annotated as centromere protein Chl4/mis15/CENP-N. Gene Ontology annotation, biological process: chromosome segregation; CENP-A containing chromatin assembly. Bases 115 to 1368 code for a protein of 417 amino acids. The record is from RefSeq and is a predicted model, not a curated record. NCBI's taxonomy places the organism in Eukaryota, Fungi, Mortierellomycota, Mortierellomycetes, Mortierellales, Mortierellaceae. The transcript is spliced from 5 exons.